Messenger RNA from Penicillium robsamsonii, 243 nucleotides. RefSeq names its product protein kinase subdomain-containing protein. The record is from RefSeq and is a predicted model, not a curated record. NCBI's taxonomy places the organism in Eukaryota, Fungi, Ascomycota, Eurotiomycetes, Eurotiales, Aspergillaceae. The coding region runs from base 1 to 243 and encodes 80 amino acids. The transcript has 2 exons.
AUGCUCGGCCGACUGGAGAUAGAUGUCGAUACAUCGAUCUCGCAUCUCGCAGCAGCAGUGUUUGGUAAGAAGCUACGCUCAAUCCCCACCAACUUCAAGGGUGAUAUCACAGCCAAGUUCGACUCGGAAAAGUUGGAGAGGGCGAUCCAAAAGGUUACCGAGGACAGUGGUGCAUCUGAGCAGGAUCCUUUCUACGAUGACACCGGUUCCAAAGAUGGCACUGCACGUGGAUGCAGGACUUAA